AUGACACCAACCCCAAUAAUUGUUCCAAUUGAAACUGCAGCUCCAACUACAUCAAGUUGGCAAACCUCAACUGAAACUCCCACAACAACAAUAAGGCAACCAACAACAAUUGCCUCAACCACAACAAUUGCCCCAACUGCAACAGAAGCUCCAACGACAGCAAGUUCUCAAACUAUCGUUGAAGUUUCAACCAAAACAAAUCCUCCUUCAACUACAAGUAAAGCACCAACAACUGAAAUUCUGCCCACAACCGUUGGUCAAAGAACAACAAUGGCACCAACCCCAAUAAUUGCUCCAACUGCAACUGCAGCUCCAACCACAGCAAGUAGUCAAACUACAGCUGAAGCUUCAGCCCCCACAAACAUUCUUACAGCUACAAGUAAAGCACAAACAACAACUGAAACUCCAACCACAACAGUUGGUCAGAUAACAACAAUGGCACCAACCACAAUAAUUGUUCCAAUUGAAACUGCAGCUCCAACUACAUCAAGUUGGCAAACCACAACUGAAACUCACACAACAACAGUAAGGCAACAAACAACAAUUGCCUCAACCACAACAAUUGCUCCAACUGAAGCUCCAACCACAUCAAGUAUUCAAACUACAAAUGAAGUUCCAACGACCACAAAAGGUUCAGUAAAAACAAGUGAAGAACCAACAACAACUGCAACUCCCACUCCAACAAUUAGGCAAACAACAACAAUUGCCUCAACCACAGCAAUUGCUCCAACUACAGCAAGUACUCAAACUACAGCUGAAGUUUCAACUGUCACAAAUCCUCCUACAACUACAAGUAAAGCACCAACAACUGAAACUCUGCCCACAACCGUUGGUCAGAGAACAACAAUGACACCAACCCCAAUAAUUGUUCCAAUUGAAACUGCAGCUCCAACUACAUCAAGUUUGAAAACCACAACUGAAACUCCCACAACAACAAUAGGGCAACCAACAAAAAUUGCCUCAACCACCACAAUUGCUCCAACUGCAACUGUAACUGCAACCACAGCAAGUAGUCAAAUUACAGUUGAAGCUUCAGCCGCCCCAAACAUUCUUACAACUACAAGUAAAGCACAAACAACAACUGAAACUCCAACCACAACGGUUGGUCAGAGAACAACAAUGACACCAACCCCAAUAAUUGUUCCAAUUGAAACUGCAGCUCCAACUACAUCAAGUUUGAAAACCACACCUGAAACUCCCACAACAACAAUCGGCUCCAACCACAGCAAGUAG
This is a messenger RNA of Conger conger (European conger), 1233 nucleotides long. RefSeq names its product mucin-2-like. The record is from RefSeq and is a predicted model, not a curated record. Lineage: Eukaryota; Metazoa; Chordata; Actinopteri; Anguilliformes; Congridae. The transcript has 2 exons. Bases 1 to 1233 code for a protein of 410 amino acids.